This is a messenger RNA of Symbiodinium sp. CCMP2456, 660 nucleotides long. NCBI's taxonomy places the organism in Eukaryota, Dinophyceae, Suessiales, Symbiodiniaceae. The record is from the annotation of a GenBank genome assembly.
AUGGCGACGGCAGCACCUCAAAUCGAGUUCUCUUUCCAUGACGGAUCUGCAGUUCUGGUAAACAGGAACAGCUUUCUGGAUGUGGAAAUCGUUUCUCGUGGGAACCGUCGCUCCCAGAGCACUCCUCCGCACGCGAGGUACGAGCAUGUUGUGGAGGCCGAGAUUAACCAAUCCAAGCCAUUCGCCCGCAUGCUGAGUGGGAGCACCGUGAGUACUGACUAUCGCGACUGCGAGAGCCCGGUGGACUCGGAGUUCGAGCGCCAAACGACCCGGGACUCGCCAUGCUCCGCGAACUCUGACCGGGACGACCUAGACUUGGAGGACCUCCACACGGUCAUGAUCAAGAACAUCCCAUGCCGCUGCAGCGCAGAGGAGGUCUUGCGGGCUGUGGAUUCCUUGGGUUUUGCUGGGACCUAUGACUUCUUCUACCUCCCAAUGAACCGGCGACACAAGCAGGGGAUUGGCUACGGCUUCAUCAACUUCAUUGAGCUCGGGACCGCGGUGCGUUUUAAGGAGGCCAUUUGGGGCUACCGUUUCCCAGGGCGAAGGAGCACCAAGCAGGUCGAGAUUGCCGUUGCUCAGCUGCAGGGCCGUGCAGAGGUGGAAGCUUAUUUCAGCUGCACGCAGGUGGUGCACACGCGCUACCGCCCACUCAUGUGA